This is a messenger RNA of Maniola jurtina (meadow brown), 2738 nucleotides long. RefSeq names its product transcription initiation factor TFIID subunit 4 (gene Taf4). NCBI's taxonomy places the organism in Eukaryota, Metazoa, Arthropoda, Insecta, Lepidoptera, Nymphalidae. Gene Ontology annotation, cellular component: transcription factor TFIID complex. Gene Ontology annotation, molecular function: RNA polymerase II general transcription initiation factor activity; protein heterodimerization activity; DNA binding. Bases 276 to 2240 code for a protein of 654 amino acids. The record is from RefSeq and is a predicted model, not a curated record. Gene Ontology annotation, biological process: DNA-templated transcription; transcription initiation at RNA polymerase II promoter. The transcript has 2 exons.
CCAAUAGGCAUUAGGCAAUAACUUGACUGUGGCGCUCUCAAGUAUUUUUAAGAAAAGUUGAAAUGAAAAUAAUGUUGUAAAAUUAUUUAUGUACUUCUAUUGUGAAUUUUAUUAAUAAUGACCUCAAAAAUGUACUGCAAUUAAAACAGUGUAGUGAAUUCCAUCAAAGUACGACUUAUGUUAUUCCAAGACGUGGCGUUAGACAGUACAGGACGCAAACAAUGCUAAUGGAGGACAGGAGCAAGGUGGUCAUUGAAUAGGUAGAUAAAACGAGCAUGCAGUCAUCGGACAUGGUGCCAGUGUCAGUAAACUCCAGCAUGGCUGGCUCCAUUCCCAACGUGAUGACUAUCAACAAGCCGGGAGGACAGAAUGUAGUGGUCACAACUCAGAAUCUUGGCACAGGACAACAAGCUAUAUUGCCAAAUGUUCAAAUUUUAAAUAUGAGACCAGGGGCUCCAACGGUUGCUGCCCAGAAGUCUGUGGCGACCGUGUCCCCUCGUGUCGUCAUCGGAACUCCCCAAGUAGUUGGGACUAGAGCUACUGCUCCAGGUAUUACACUUCAAACACUGCAGAGUCUCCCACAGGGGCAGCAAGGCCACUUAUUGCUAAAAACUGAAAAUGGUCAAUACCAGUUACUGAGAGUAGGGCCGGCGCCCACUGGUGGAACGCUUACUACGCAGCAACCUCAGACUUUGCGACUUUCUACUGUACCGACACAUUCAGGUGUAGCCACAGUAUCCACGAGCGUUGCAGCGCCAGGGCCGAUGAGUGGGCAGAUACAAGCUGGACAGAUGGCUGCUCCAGUUGCAGCAACACCUGUUGUCUCAAUGGCCACAACGGUACCGCAGCAGCCCGCAGUUACAACUCAAAAACCACUAGACAAUACAAAAGAGAAAUGUAGAAACUUCCUUGCCAACCUUUUAGAUUUGUCCAGCAAAGAACCUAAGUCAGUUGAACGUAAUGUUCGGAACCUUAUUCAAGAGUUAAUAGAUGCUCAAGUGGAACCAGAAGAGUUUUGCGACAGGCUUGAGCGACUUCUAAAUGCCAGCCCUCAGCCUUGUCUUAUUGGAUUCCUUAAGAAAAGUCUGCCCCUGCUACGACAAUCUCUUGUCACCAAAGAAUUGGUAAUUGAAGGCAUAAAUCCACCAUCACCUCAGGUUGCCUUCAACACUAUGUCAGUGCCUGCACCUCAGCCUGUGUCAGCCACAACUUCUAUACCCAUACAAAAGCCACUUCCAACUGCAGGAAAUACGAUAGCUGUACUGCAGAACAUUCCUGUGCACACAAAAAUCAAUGUGACCAAGGCUGGGAAAACCAUGACAGUGAACAGCAAAUCUAAUUUUGCAAGACCAGCAGCCUCUUCAUCUUCCGGCCUUUCCACAGUUCUAACUGCUAGCAAAUCUCUUCUGAAAGAAAAGGAGAAAAAGACAUCUGCCCAGUUUACCUCGCAACCAUUCGUUGAUGAUAAAAUGGCCGGUGAUGACGAUAUAAAUGACGUAGCUGCUAUGGGUGGUGUCAACUUGGCUGAGGAAUCACAAAGAAUUCUAGGCUCUACCGAAAUGAUUGGAACACAAAUCAGAUCUUGUAAAGAUGAGUACUUAGUGCCUUCGAGUUCGAUGCAAGCGCGGUUGAAGUUGAUAACUGCAAAACAUGGUCUUGAGGAUCCAUCCGCGGACGUCGCUGCGCUCAUCAACCACGCCGUACAGGAGCGCCUGAAAAACUUAAUAGAAAAGUUAGCUGUCAUCGCGCAACACAGAAUCGACUCGCAAAUAAAAACGGACCCUCGAUACGAAGUUUCACAGGACGUGAAGGGACAAUUAAAAUUCCUAGAGGAACUAGAUAGGGUCGAUAAAAAGCGGCGCGAAGACUCCGAGCGCGAGAUGUUGCUCAGAGCUGCCAAAUCUAGAUCUAAAAAUGAAGACCCAGAACAAGCUAAGCUCAAAGCUAAAGCCAAGGAGAUGCAGAGAGUAGAAUUGGAAGAAUUGAGGCAACGCGAAGCGAACCUGACGGCUCUGCAAGCUAUCGGUCCUCGCAAAAAGCCUCGUACUGAUGGACCAGGUGGUUCCGGUGAUACUGCUCUCCCGUCAAACUCGCAAGGUCCUACUGGACUAGCUGGUCGUAGUCAACUAGCUCUCCGCACACGGCUGAAGCGUAUCAACCUGCGGGACAUGCUCUAUCUCAUGGAGCAGGAAAAGGACACUGCACAUUCUCUCUUGUUGUAUCUCAGUUACUUGAAAUGAAAUAUUGGACUUUCAUUAUAAUACUAGAUGAUGCCAGCGACUUUGUCAGUAUGGAUUUAGGUUUAAUGAAAAUCCUAGAGAAUUCUUCGAUUUUCCAGAAGAAAAAGUAGCAUAUGUCCAUAUAAGUAUGGAAUGCAAACUAUCUCUGUACAAAAUUUCUUCAAAAUCGGUUAAAUAGAAGGACCGUGAAACGCUACAGAUACGUUUUCGCAUUUAGAAUAUUAGUAUGGAUUUAUUAAAUCAAGUCCAUAACACCGAUUUUAUCUUGUGCAGUUAUUACGAAUUCUACGUCUAUGAUCUCGUGGUUAGUACGUAAUGUGUAUUUCCUUAUUUAGUAUUGAUUGAUGUGUAGGUGAUUUUUAUUUUACUACAAAUUUUUUUUAAAAGGGACCUAUAUGGUAUCACUGUCUGUCACACCUGCUUAUUUCACUUACUACUCAUGCUAUCGACUUGUAAAGAAUAGUUUUUUAUAAUGUUUGUUUGACCUUAUUGUAAAUG